AUGGCGAGGCCGCAGCAACGGCGCGGCGGGUUCACGGUGAAGGCUCGCAAAUUAAUGGCCUUGUGCGCAGGUGGAGUUCUUCUCCUGUCCAGUGGCAGUGCAUUCGCGGAUACUCUCGGCGGAGGACUGUUGGCGCGGAAGUUGAGCGAGGGUUCUCCGUUAUCUCCCCCCGAGAUAGUGACUUGUUCUGCACCAGCGAAACAGAGGGGCGCCGUUGUCGAGCGCCACACGGUCGUCUUGUCCGAGAGUAAACUCUCCACCACGAUCAAAUGCCCACCUGGCGGUAAAUCUGUACCAACCGAACUCUCACAAGUGUGUUACCCUUUGAAUCAGGAAUCGUUUGAAAGCUGCAAGUCUAGUGGAACGGUCUUGAAAGAACUUCUCGAGACCAACAACCCUGUGGCAUGGGCAGAGCCCGAGCCGAAGAGUGAACCAGCGACAAGGACAUUGAGCUUAACCAAGGAAGACUUGCCCUUCGCCGACAAAUCCUUCUUCGUCGGCUGCGACAAGUCGGAAGCCCCGAACACACCGUGCCAGAUUGACAUCACCGUGAGGGCGAGAUCUUCGACUGUUGACAAAAACGUCGUCACAUGCGCCUACGGCGCAGAGAGCAAUCCCCGUGCCCUGCAAGUCCGGAUUACAAAGGAGAACAACACACUCACCAUUGCGUGUGGAAAAAAUGGAACUAUCAAGCCGGCGAUCUAUCAAGAUUGCUACUGCGAGGACGAGAAGCUAUCGCAGUGUUCCAGGAGCUACAAGGAUAUUUUGCCCAGGUUCGACAGCUCGUGGUGGACAAAGGAGGGAGAGGCACCCGCGGCUGAGACGUUGACGCUGACGAUUCCGAAGGAGGAAUUUCCGGCUGAGGAGCAGAAGUUUUAUGUUGGCUGUGCUCUCAUUUCUCAGGGAGAUGACCAGAGAGUAUCUGCUGUCUCUGAGGGAAUCCGAGAGGAAAACGAGGCUUCCGCCAAGGGUCCGACGGUGUGCAAGGUGUUGGUGACUGUAAGCACUGCAGCCACUCCGUCUCAUGCAGGCUCCGCUUUGCAUCCUGUUGCUGCUGUGAGUGCGGCUACAGCCGUCGCAGGUUUGUGGUCUAACGCUUUGUAA
Molecule: messenger RNA, 1104 nt
Organism: Besnoitia besnoiti
Lineage: Eukaryota; Apicomplexa; Conoidasida; Eucoccidiorida; Sarcocystidae
Product: SAG-related sequence
Exons: 1
Coding region: 1-1104 (367 amino acids)
Cellular component (GO): membrane
Source: RefSeq, a predicted model, not a curated record